Lottia gigantea (owl limpet) is the source of this 797-nucleotide messenger RNA. RefSeq lists its product as hypothetical. The record is from RefSeq and is a predicted model, not a curated record. NCBI's taxonomy places the organism in Eukaryota, Metazoa, Mollusca, Gastropoda, Lottiidae. Gene Ontology annotation, biological process: mitochondrial electron transport, NADH to ubiquinone; mitochondrial respiratory chain complex I assembly. The coding region runs from base 21 to 644 and encodes 207 amino acids. The transcript is spliced from 6 exons. Gene Ontology annotation, cellular component: membrane. Gene Ontology annotation, molecular function: NADH dehydrogenase activity; 4 iron, 4 sulfur cluster binding.
CUCCCCUACCCAUUUUCAACAUGGCGACGUUGAAAUUAUUUUGUGCUAAAAAAUCAGGGGAGAAUUUAUUAAAGAACUUAGUAAGACCAACAAGUAUUGUACAGUCAAGGUCACAUUGGAAGGAUGUCGGUCAGCAGAAAGAAAACAUGGCAUGGAAUGACAUUGCUCUUAGAGCAGCUAAAGCCUCUUUUUUUACUGAAAUAAUGAAAGGUUUUGGCAUGACAUUUGCCCAACAGUUAAAAGAACCAGCCACAAUAAAUUACCCCUUUGAGAAAGGUCCUCUUAGUCCAAGAUUUCGAGGAGAGCAUGCUCUGAGGAGGUAUCCAUCUGGGGAAGAAAGAUGUAUAGCUUGUAAAUUAUGUGAGGCUAUAUGUCCUGCUCAGGCUAUAACAAUAGAGGCUGAACCUAGAGCAGAUGGUAGUAGAAGAACAACCCGAUAUGAUAUUGAUAUGACUAAAUGUAUUUACUGUGGAUUCUGUCAGGAAGCUUGUCCCGUUGAUGCUAUUGUUGAGGGUCCUAAUUUUGAAUAUUCAACAGAAACUCGUGAAGAAUUAUUAUAUAAUAAAGAGAAAUUAUUAAGUAACGGUGAUAAAUGGGAAGUAGAAAUAGCAGCCAAUCUUCAAGCAGAUUAUUUGUACAGAUAAAUACCUUAGUGAAUCUUUUGUUUUAUUAUUGGAAUAAAUUAUUUGUAAUGAAUUCUGUCAUACGUUAAAUAUAGUGAGUACUGGGUAAGAUCAAAACAUAAACAACCCAUUUUAUUUUUGGGUGGAAUAAAUGGUUAUUGAAAUAUAUAAUCC